This is a messenger RNA of Daphnia carinata, 926 nucleotides long. RefSeq names its product tubulin-folding cofactor B-like. Lineage: Eukaryota; Metazoa; Arthropoda; Branchiopoda; Diplostraca; Daphniidae. The record is from RefSeq and is a predicted model, not a curated record. Gene Ontology annotation, molecular function: alpha-tubulin binding; microtubule plus-end binding. Gene Ontology annotation, biological process: post-chaperonin tubulin folding pathway; cytoplasmic microtubule organization; tubulin complex assembly. Gene Ontology annotation, cellular component: cytoplasm; nucleus; microtubule plus-end. The transcript is spliced from 4 exons. The coding region runs from base 43 to 780 and encodes 245 amino acids.
UUGUGAUUGUUCUGAAUUCUACUUUCAGAUUUUCCAGUGAUAAUGGCAAACUUUGAAGUUAUCACGCAAUCAGCAGUCAACGUGACAAUUACAAGCAGUAUCUCUAGUUUUGCGGUUGAAAAAAGAUAUCCGAAAAAUAUUUCAAUUGGAGAACUGAAAGGGAAAUUGGAACUUGUUACCGGUGCUAGUGCCAGAUCAAUGAUAUUGGAGGUCUAUGAUAGAGAAAAGGAAUUUGUUUGUGCAUUAACAAAUGACAAUUCUCUGUUAGGCUCUUUUCCUAUUGAUGAUGGAAUGAGAAUUCAUGUCAAUGAUAGCCAAUUGAAAAAGGGAGAAUUUGAAGAUGUGUCUAAAGUAGCCAAAUUUGAACUUAGCCAAGAAGACUAUUCCAAACGUUCAGAUUCUGUAAAAGCUUUCCUAGAACGCAACCGGCUUGGCAAGUACAAUGAAGAAGAGGUUAAAAAGAAGGCAGAAGAACAAGAAGCAAAAGAGGCUGAAGAGGAAAAAAUUGCAAACUCUCUUCAAGUCAACCAAAGAUGUGAAGUCACUGUACCAGGACAAGCCUGUCGGCGUGGCGUCAUUAAGUUCAUUGGGAAAACUAGUUUCAAAUCAGGGUGGUGGAUCGGCAUCCAUUAUGAUGAACCUGUUGGAAAAAAUGACGGUAGUGUGGACGGGACACGUUACUUCACAUGCCCAAUGAGAUACGGCGCCUUUGUCAAGCCAGCUCAUGUUAGUAUGGGAGAUUUCCCCGAACUUUUUGAUGAAGAAAUGGAUGAGAUGUGAUGUCCUCUUUAUACUUAAUGCAUAAUUUAUUCCAUCAGGUUAUGUUGAAAGAAAUUUGAUGUAAACACCAAAAUACUCCUUCAGGUUAUUUCCUGUGUUCUUUUAAUCCAACCAUUGGUCAUAAUAAACACAAGUCUUCGGUUGAA